Capsella rubella is the source of this 1552-nucleotide messenger RNA. RefSeq lists its product as uncharacterized. The record is from RefSeq and is a predicted model, not a curated record. The transcript has 4 exons. The coding region runs from base 23 to 1393 and encodes 456 amino acids. NCBI's taxonomy places the organism in Eukaryota, Viridiplantae, Streptophyta, Magnoliopsida, Brassicales, Brassicaceae.
AAGAAGAUUAGGAAGAAUAUUAAUGGAGAGAGGGAUGAGCAAUGGGCAAUCACUCUGGCACUCUCAGUCCCCGAAAACUCCAACGAAGAUGCUGGAUCGCGCGCUUUCCUCUCGCCGUCCUCACUCCGACGCUGAUCUCUCUGAUUCCGGCGAAUCCGGAACCGACGAAUCUAAGACCAAACGCCCCCACAUUUACCUCCUUGCUUCCAAUUUCCUUUCUCGGAUCGGCCAUCAGUGGUGGCCUUUUCUCAUCCUCGCUCUCCUUUUCCUCCUCCUUCUCUUCCUCAUCUCCGUAGCUUUCCAUUCUCACAGCUUCGUUUGCAUCUCCCGCUUCGAUCCCGCUGCUCGGAUCGGGUUUUUCGGUUUUGAUGGGCUCGAAUCCGACUUCGGUGCCCUUGGUGUUCCUUGGUGCAGAUCGAAACAUGGAAAAGAAGUUGAAUGGACCUCCAAAGAUUUACUCAAGGGUCUGGAAGAGUUUGUGCCCAUAUAUGAAACACGACCUAUAAAGAACAACAUGUAUGGAAUGGGUUUUGAUCACAGCUUUGGGUUAUGGUUCAUGGCCCGUUGGCUAAAGCCAGAUCUGAUGAUUGAGAGUGGUGCUUUUAAGGGACACUCCACUUGGGUUCUGCGGCAGGCGAUGCCAGAUACACCUAUUAUCUCACUUACCCCCAGGCACCCUGAGAAGUAUCUAAGAAAGGGACCGGCCUAUGUAGAUGGAAACUGCACAUACUUUGCAGGCAAAGACUUUGUUGAUUUUGGAAGUGUUGAUUGGAAGACUGUGUUGCGAAAACACGGCAUAACAGAUCUCAACCGUGUUGUGGUCUUCUUUGAUGACCAUCAGAAUGAACUCAAAAGGCUAAAGCAAGCACUGAAAGCUGGUUUCCGACAUCUUAUUUUCGAGGAUAACUACGAUACAGGAACUGGGGAUCACUAUUCCCUAAGACAGAUAUGUGAUCAGUCAUAUAUAAGAGGAGGCGGACACAGUUGUUUCAAAGACAGCGAUGAAGCCAGGAUGAGAUCAAAGAGGAAGAAGUUCUGGGAAAAAGCAGUUGAUACAGAGGAACUGUGUGGACCAGGUGAAACAUGGUGGGGAGUUAGAGGAGAGAUGAGAGACGAUUUUAACCACACGAACACGCCAAUCUCAUACAAUCAGCAUUUUCAAAACAGUCGGUACGUAGAGUCAAUUCUCGACGUCUACUGGGAGCUACCUCCAGUUGCAGGACCAUCAUUGACUCAUCAGUCGCGGUAUGACCCUGCUCGUUCGACUCCUCCAAUCGUAGCAGAUGGCAAGCACCGUUUGUUCCAAAGAGUGGGUUUAGGUCGGCUGGAUAAGUCAGUGUUCAAUGGCUAUACUCAAAUGGUAUACCUUGAGAUAUCCAAGCCUGGGUCAUAGAGAUUGUGUGAUUCCUGCAAAAGAAGAGUUGUUUCCUUAGCUUUUUUUUUUUUCUUUUCACUUUCCUCUUAUAUAAGUUAAAACUAAAGUUUGUUAAUACAGGAGAUUUUUUUCUACUGUGCUUUUCGAUAAAUGUCUUGAUCGAUUGUUAAUCUCUCU